Messenger RNA from Platichthys flesus (European flounder), 2191 nucleotides. It is a transcript of the gene rhof, whose product is annotated as ras homolog family member F. NCBI's taxonomy places the organism in Eukaryota, Metazoa, Chordata, Actinopteri, Pleuronectiformes, Pleuronectidae. The transcript has 5 exons. The coding region runs from base 659 to 1291 and encodes 210 amino acids. Gene Ontology annotation, biological process: cell migration; small GTPase-mediated signal transduction. Gene Ontology annotation, molecular function: GTP binding; GTPase activity. The record is from RefSeq and is a predicted model, not a curated record.
AGGUGAGGCAAAGUUCACAUAAAACACCAGCUCCAGUACAUCUAGUACAUGACUCUAAACUAAAAGGUACAAGACACUCAUUUAUCUCUUUCACUGUCACCAGAGAAUCUCCAGGCCCCACAUGACUUCCCAGUUUACCAUCAGAACAUACUUGCCAUGAACACAUCAACAAUACUUGCUGACUUAUCUCCAGCUUAAGAGGAACCUUUUCAGUGUUAUCCCUCAUGCACACUUCUGUGGACGGAGGCAGUACUUCACAUCAAGCCCCCACCCAGUCUUUAAUGAAAGAGGAAAGCACAGGCAAAAGAGGAAGUAGGUGCAGCCACACUCAGAUGCUGCUGCAUUAUUCAUACCCCAGAGAUGCUGCCUCAUUGAGCAGCGCGGCCACGGGACAGGGGAGAAGCGUGGAGUCUGUGUGUGUGUGGGGGGGGGGGGUCGACUGCAGACAGCCUCGGUUUGACAGGAACAGGAAGUGGUGAGGAGGCCGAGCUGUACCUGGUAAACCAUGAGGCUCGUCUGUUCCUCUCUCAUAAAACAAGCCUGCAAACCAUCUCAGCCUUUCCAAAUAAAGAUUCACCAUGUGUCUAAGCUGAAUCUGGAGGGAGCGUCUUCAGCCCUGGCCCGACUGGCAACUGUGUGACUGGUGCUGGAGGUCGACAUGACACAGAACAGUGCCGGGACUGGUAAUGGCACCACGAAGAAGGGAGAUGAACUCAAAAUUGUGAUUGUUGGAGAUGGAGGCUGCGGGAAAACAUCUCUUCUGCUCGUGUAUGCUCGAGGAAAUUUUCCAGAGAAAUAUGCUCCAUCAGUGUUUGAAAAAUAUGUCAGCACCAUCUCUCUCGGAGGAAAAGAGAUACAGCUAAACCUGUAUGACACAGCCGGACAGGAAGACUAUGACAGACUGAGACCGCUCUCUUACCAAGAGGCCGACCUGAUCCUGGUGUGCUUCGACGUGACCAACCCAACCAGCUUUGAGAAUGUCCUGAUAAAGUGGUUCCCUGAGGUGAAGCAUUUCUGUCAGGACAUACCGGUCAUCCUGAUUGGCUGCAAGACCGACCUCCGGAAGGACAAGGAGUGUGCCAGGAAGCUGAAGGCCUUGAGUCUGUCUCCCAUCACAUACACGCAGGGUGAAGAGAUCCGGCAGCAGAUGAACGCAGAGCUCUACCUCGAGUGCUCGGCCAAGUAUCAGGAGCACGUAGAGGACAUUUUCAGAGAGGCUGCCAAAAAGGCUCUGGCCUACUGUCGGAAAAAAAACAAGUGCAGGAGGAAGAAGGCAUGUGUGGUUUUGUGAAGUGGAAGGGACGGAGCCUUGAGGAGCCCACUCUGCAGACGAGGCCCCACAGGUGAUGACUUCACGAAGACACCAAGAGAUGGUUCUGUUCCUGCAAGUUGAGGCACCACUGAGUCAUGAGUUCGUCUCCUUUUACCGAAAGUGAUGCAACAGGAAAGUCGAUUUUGCAAGAAAUGGCCGGGUGGAGAUAUGUGCAAGUCUAACAUAACUUGAAAUGAAAGCAAUAUAGAUUUUUUUGGUUACUUAUUUUAUACGGAUAUAUUAUAUUUCAGUUAAAAAAGUUAUAUGGUUUGUUUUAUUGGAGAAAUUUGAAAUCAGCUCUUAUUUAAUACAUUUUCCAGAGGUUUUUAUAGGAUCAAUUAAAUGUCUGCCCCGUUUAAAUGGUGUUCGGUAGAAAACUAGCACCCUUAUAAAAUAGUUUUUGAAAUUGAAUUGAUAAUGGAUCUGUAGCUUUAAAUCUUAAGAAAAAAGGAGGGUUAGUUCAUUUUCAGUAAAUCUUAACAUUGGCCUCGAAUGUUUUCACUUCAUCAACUGAAGUUCUAAUCUUUGCCAACAGUGCCCACCAGUGUUAAAAACCUGGAAUGCAUCAGAGUCGAGUCACAAAGGCAACACUGAAUUAAAAUAAGUUGCUUUAGGUUUGAGUGAAGAAAUUGCAAUUACGUGUUUUUAAAUAUUUCUUUACAAGAAUGUACACAGAGAAAUUGUCCACCGUCUCUCGCCACUGAUCGUGUUCAGGCACCAGUUACAGAUUCAAGAAGAUUGAUGAAAACAUUUAUUUAGCAUCGGCUACAUCAUAAAAACAAGGAAGUCUUUCACUGUGUUGUGCAUCCUGGCAGCUCAUGUAACAUUUUAGUCUGUAACUCGUCAAUCAUCAAUAAAAGUGAUGUGUAAAUACUGUGA